Stegastes partitus (bicolor damselfish) is the source of this 1480-nucleotide messenger RNA. Its product is annotated as 5'-AMP-activated protein kinase subunit gamma-1-like. Gene Ontology annotation, cellular component: nucleus; cytoplasm; nucleotide-activated protein kinase complex. The record is from RefSeq and is a predicted model, not a curated record. Gene Ontology annotation, biological process: protein phosphorylation; regulation of catalytic activity. The transcript is spliced from 10 exons. The coding region runs from base 314 to 1480 and encodes 388 amino acids. Gene Ontology annotation, molecular function: protein kinase regulator activity; AMP binding; protein kinase binding. NCBI's taxonomy places the organism in Eukaryota, Metazoa, Chordata, Actinopteri, Pomacentridae.
GAGGCCCCUUUUAUUUAAUUUUAUUUUUUUUGUCACUGAGUUCCUGCAUUUCCAAGCUCCUCUUUUGACCAGGUUCAGAAACUGGUUCUGCAUGUCUGAGCUCCAUGUGCUGCUUUUAUUACACACUUAGACUGCACAUACUUUACAUUUAUUGACCGCUAUCUGGAACAAGUCAUUAGUGUUCACAUGGACGUCCUUCAGUCCAGUCAGUCAGGUCUUCAGCUGAUUAGACGUUAUUGAUCAGGCCUGCUGUCACUUCCACUCAGCCGAUACAGACCAACCCUGUCCUUUGCUUUCCCCGAAGCUGCUGCCGAUGGACGAUAAAGAAGCUCGUAGCGUCUGUCAGCACACAAACAUUUUAGAGUCUGGUUCCCCACCCUCCAUGCUGUCCCCACCCACUCCCUCUCUCUCUCUGAAUGCCAAAGGCCUCUCGCCCCUCAGUCCAGAUUUAGACCUCAGUCUUUCCCAGACAUUCGCGGCCAGCUGUCUGAAGCCGAGGCUGCCUCCUGGUUCCGAUCCUCCUCCUCGCCACCAUGCCUCCACUCCUUCACCAGCCAGCGUCGUAGCACAGCCUCGCGAGUCCUCCAGGUGUGUCCGAGUGUCGUGGGGUUUGGUUUGGAUGCCCAGGGCGUCGCCGCUCGGUCUGGUUCCCCAGAGGCAGACCUCCUCUUGCCCGGCCAUGGAGCCUCUCGCAGAGGUUCCCUUAUUUGAGAUGGACCAGGACGAAGAGGAUGAGGAGGAGGAUGUUCUCUCGAUGAAGAGCAGAGGAGGCUGUUCGUAUGCAGCUGUAGCGCCCCCUGCAGACUCAGACCCCGACACCUUCAUCUACAUGAACUUCAUGAAGAGUCACUGCUGCUACGACGCCAUCCCCACCAGCUCCAAGCUGGUCAUCUUCGACACCACGCUGCAGGUGAAGAAGGCCUUCUUUGCGUUGGUGGCUAACGGAGUGAGAGCAGCACCGCUGUGGGACAACAAGCUCAAGUGUUUUGUGGGAAUGCUGACCAUCACCGACUUCAUCAACAUCCUCCAUCGCUACUACAAGUCUCCUCUGGUUCAGAUCUACGAGCUGGAGGAACAUAAGAUCGAGACGUGGAGAGAAAUCUACCUGCAGUACUCGAUCAACAGACUCAUCAGCAUCACGCCGGACUCCAGCCUGUUCGACGCCAUCUACUCGCUGCUGAAGAACAAGAUCCACCGGCUGCCCGUCAUCGAUCCGGCUUCGGGGAACGUCCUGCACAUCCUGACGCACAAACGUAUCCUCAAGUUCCUCCACAUCUUUGGUUCCAUGAUUCCCAAACCGAGGUUCCUGCAGAAGCGGAUCAGCGAAGUUCCGAUCGGAACCUUCAAGGAGAUCGCCACGGUCCAGGAGUCGGCCUCCGUCUACGACGCCCUGACCAUCUUCGUGGAGAGAAGAGUCUCUGCUCUGCCUGUGGUCAACGAGGAAGGUAUCACCGAUUUAAAAUCAUGUUCCCUUAUUUGA